Molecule: messenger RNA, 2136 nt
Organism: Thunnus maccoyii (southern bluefin tuna)
Lineage: Eukaryota; Metazoa; Chordata; Actinopteri; Scombriformes; Scombridae
Gene: tafa4b
Product: TAFA chemokine like family member 4b
Exons: 7
Coding region: 1005-1412 (135 amino acids)
Molecular function (GO): receptor ligand activity
Source: RefSeq, a predicted model, not a curated record
UUUGCGGAUGUAGUGUAUGAACUUUCUGAGUAUUGACAGACACCGGGCCUGUCUGGGAUGGACACUAUUUAUGGCCCUGCUCAGGUUACUGCCAGUGACCUCGUAAAGAAAUGAAGAAUCUCUAUGCACGGGGGGGAUCAAAGGCAGAUGAACCAAGAUGUCUGUUCUCAUUAACCUUCAUGGCAGCUCCAAAUCGAUGACCAAGUCUUGUUUUUUAGUUCAAACCUGUCUGCUGAAUGUAUCCAAAAUCAACACCCACUCCACCCUUCUACCUAAAUUAUGAAGCAUAUCACGGUGUACAAAGUGUAACACCCCCUCCUCUGUAUGUGGUGUAGUCGACGUGAUGGAGCACAGUCUAACCUUAUACUUGCUCCACCGACCGCCAGGGCGCAGCGUAUGUGUGCUUGUGUAAUUAGCGGCGUUGCUGGCAUCUCUCUCUCUCUAUCAUUAACAAACAGGCCCCACAUUUACUGCCUCAGGCCCUGAUUUGGGGUCCUCUGGAAGUUUACCACACCAAAGUUCUCCAUCAGCUAUUCUUGGACGGCAUUAUUUUGCCGUGCCGUGAGUAAUAGUGUGUUUUCCCUCAGAAAUGUUGAUUUUUUUUUUUUUUUUUACCUUUGUAGGUAAAACACAGGCCUUAUGAACUGAAGAAUAGAGCCUUACACGCGUCAGGGCAUACUAGCUCAGGGAGCCUGAAGUUUCGUCACCAAGCUGCCCUGCUUUGACUGACAGCUCCUACUGCCACAUGGCCUUCCCCUGUCCAGCCCAGAGAAGACUGUGAAAGACACAGCAGCCACGUUCAAAAUUACUGCUCUCAUGGCUUGAAAGUAAUUGACAGAUUGCAGGGGCUUCUUCUGGUUGAGGUGAGGAAGAGGAGAAGCAGGAAGAAGACGAAGAGGAGGAGGAGGAGGUGAGCUGAGGUGUGAGUGAAUGCAGCCAUGGCCUGCAGACCCUGUCCGUAGAGGAGCUAGUCAGUGGAAGAGAGAUUAAAGACAACCAACAGGAUGAAACUGUUGAGGAGGUCAGCUUGGCCUUUGCAGGUGGCCUUCUUCGUUGCCUUGGUGAUGCUCUGCGUUGACCCCGUGUCCGCUGGCAACCGUAACCAUCGAGGACCGACAGUCUCAUACCAGGUGAAACAGGGGACAUGUGAGGUUGUGGCUGUCCAUCGCUGCUGUAAUAAGAAUAAGAUUGAAGAGCGCUCUCAAACCGUCAAGUGUUCCUGUUUCCCCGGGCAGGUCGCCGGCACCACCAGAGCCAGACCCUCCUGUGUGGAAGCCUCCAUCGUAGCCCAAAAAUGGUGGUGCCAGAUGCAGCCGUGUAUGGAUGGAGAGGAGUGUAAGGUCUUGCCUGACCUGACUGGCUGGUCCUGCAGCACUGGCAACAAAGUCAAAACCACCAAGGUCACACGAUAGCAAGAGAGCCACUGAGCCACGAGGAAACCUGAAGCUCUCCAUGUGGAAAGGAUGGAUGACUUACACAUAUUUACUGUGCGAUGGGGAAAAUAUCAAGGAAAGGACUGCUGUCAGGCUAUCCAUCACAAAACAAUGGGAUAAAAUGUACUCAUCACAAACUAUGUACACUCAGCUGUGUGGAGCCAAACAUACAGCAUAUUCACUAUGCUGGUUGUUGAGACCAAUGGACUACAAUCAUGGACACCCAGGGUACAUCUGGACAAAAUGGACUCUUUUCCAAUAAUGGACAAAGUGUGGAUUGAUCAAAAAAAGGUCAAUUUGAAACACUGAAUAAGCAUUUCAAAGAAUAUAUUUCAACAAAGCAUUUGUGGAUGAGUGUGAGAUGUGAACUAAAAGCUGUGCUUAGAGUGCUACUGGACACAAUCCAGACCUGCUGUCAAUAUGUAGAGCUUAUACUGGAGAUGGUGGAGACAAUUUGGAAGAAAUGGAAGCGACAGCAGCUCAUAACUAGCAAAUAGCAAAUUAGCAUCAAAUUGCUCUUGUGGGUCAAGUCACUACCAUGAAGACUGUUUUGCAAGAGUCAUUUUGCAGUUCUAAUUAGGAAUUGCAGUGUAGGAUCAUAACAACAUAUUAAAAAUUCAUGUAAGAUAUUUGCACUAGUUGAAACCGUUUGGGAAUGUUUUGUUUUUCUAGAUAUCUCCCAUCAUUGGCUGUGGAUGUCACA